Molecule: messenger RNA, 5526 nt
Organism: Talpa occidentalis (Iberian mole)
Lineage: Eukaryota; Metazoa; Chordata; Mammalia; Eulipotyphla; Talpidae
Gene: GORASP1
Product: golgi reassembly stacking protein 1
Exons: 9
Coding region: 24-1391 (455 amino acids)
Biological process (GO): Golgi organization
Cellular component (GO): Golgi apparatus
Molecular function (GO): protein binding
Source: RefSeq, a predicted model, not a curated record
CGGAGCGGAGAGGAGCGGCUGCCAUGGGCCUGGGCGCCAGCGCCGAGCAGCCGGCGGGCGGCACCGAGGGCUUCCACCUGCACGGAGUGCAGGAGAACUCCCCAGCUCAGCAGGCUGGCCUGGAGCCCUACUUUGACUUCAUCAUCACCAUCGGGCACUCGAGACUGAACAAGGAGAAUGACACGCUGCGGGCGCUGCUGAAGGCCAAUGUGGAGAAGCCUGUCAAGCUGGAGGUGUUCAAUAUGAAGACCAUGAAAGUGCGCGAGGUGGAGGUGGUGCCUAGCAACAUGUGGGGCGGCCAGGGCCUGCUGGGUGCCAGCGUACGCUUCUGCAGUUUCCGCAGGGCUAGCGAGCACGUGUGGCAUGUGCUGGAUGUGGAACCCUUUUCACCUGCCUCCCUUGCUGGCCUGCGCCCCUACACAGACUAUGUGGUUGGCUCAGAUCAGAUCCUCCAGGAGUCAGAAGACUUCUUUACACUCAUUGAGUCCCACGAGGGGAGGCCCUUGAAGCUGAUGGUUUAUAACUCUGAGUCCGACUCCUGCCGGGAGGUGACUGUAACUCCCAACGCAGCCUGGGGUGGAGAGGGCAGUCUGGGGUGUGGUAUCGGCUACGGGUAUCUGCACCGGAUCCCAACGCAGCCUCCCAGCUGCCACCGGAAGCCACCUGGUGGCCUACCACCUGGUACUCCAUCACCCGGUGCCCCAACACCCGGUGCCCUGCCACCCAGUGCCCUGCCACCUGGUAGCCUGCCACCCGGAUCCAUCCUCCAGGACUUUCCUGACCCUCCCGGUACAGAGACAGACUCCAGGCAGGGUGACUACAUGGAGGCCCUGUUGCAGGCCCCUGGCUCCUCCAUGAAGGAACAGCUUCCGGGGACUGGGAGUCCUAGCCAUGAUGGUGCUCCAGGCGUUGACCACGGGGCACUGCCACGUUCCAUGGAAACACCUCUUCAGCCUCCCCCUCCAGUACAGCGAGUCAUGGAUCCAGGCUUCCUGGAUGUGUCAGGCAUCUCCCUCUUGGACAACGGCAACACCAGUGUCUGGCCCAGCCUGCCCUCUUCCACAGAGAUGGCCUCCACAGCUGUCUCAGCCUCAGGGCCAGAGGAUGUCUGCUCCAGCAGCAGUUCUCAUGAGCGUGGUGGUGAGGCCACGUGGUCUGGGUCCGAGUUUGAGGUCUCUUUCCUGGAUAGCCCAGGUGUCCAGUCCCAACCGGACCACCUGCCUCAGCUGACUCUUCCUGACAGCCUCAACUCUACAGCUUCACCAGAAGAUGGGCUGUCUGCGGAGCUGCUUGAAGCUCAGGCUGAGGAGCCAGCAAGUACAGAGAGCCCAGAUUUUGAGGCAGAGGCUGAGGGGGCGGCCAGUCAGGCCCAGCUUUCUACUUUGGAAUAAUACCCCGGGCUGUGACAAGGCCACUGAUGGCAUUUUACAAGGCCCAUGUGGGGAGGCAGCUAGGGCCAUAUUACAUGGCCUGGUGUGUUCAGCUCCCUAGGCCGCUGCUCAGAGUGACAUGUGGGUACUGCUGCUGGUGGGGGCUGCUGUGUCCACUCUAAGAGAUGACACCUCUCCCCUCCAGCAUUUAUUCUAAUGGUACUGGCUUUGGGGAUUUGAGCACUUGUUUGAGAAUCUCAAGUGCUUUUGGGGUGGUAUCAGCUGGGAGCAGUACCCCAGAUUGAAUAAGUUUGCAGGAGCUGGGGUAGAAGAUGAAAGGAUUCUUUGCUAUUUGGGUGGGGCAUGGAGCCUCAGUGGGUAGUAAGAGGAGGCCACGCGUCUGGGGGAAGGACAUCUGUUGGCUCUUCACCUUUAGUGCCAGUGCUUGCACCUGCUCUGGUUACCAAGGCAACAAGGUUCACAUACGAUCAGAUGUGAACACAGACGAGGGAGGAAGGGGUUGGUGCGGAAUGUUUGCUGAAUCACAGACUCUCCCUGCACAGCUCACAGCUUAGCCCCAUCUGUACUGGGAAGCACCCCCAAGUCCCACUAACUUCAUCAUGGGCCCUCAUCCCAAUGUGCCGCCGUGCAGGUGCUCAGGCUACUAACAUGCCAUUGACAGGUGGAGAGAGGCAGUGCACCUGCCCACCUCUCCUGGGAGAGAGGGCUUGGAAACGCUAAGUUCUUCAGCAGAGACUCACCUGUGCUUGGACCACGAUGCUUCUUCCUCUCCAGGGCUUACAGCCCACAGGCCUGGGAGUCCCCGUGGUGACUCCUGGCAGCUCCCAAACUUACACAACCAUCUCUUAAUGCAAUGUACAAUGCAGCCAGCCAGCCUCAGGGGUGAAUAAAAAUUGCAAGUUAAAGUUCACUAUCUUAUGCUGACUCCAAGCCAGUCCAUCGGACACACUACUCCCAGCCCAAGGCGGGGAUGAGGGGCUUGCAAGAGUGGGUAAAGGCCCUCCUGCAGGAAGACGAGGGCUCCAUCCAAGGCCAGCCCCUCAUACCUGGCGUCCUCUUCUGCCUUGGCUAGGGUCCCUCACCUUUCCCCCACUCCUUGAUGGCUACCAUGAAACCUGCCUUUGGCCUUGUCUUUCCAGUUUCUGCCCAUUGAAAAUUCCCACCUUUACCUCUUGAUUUGUAAUGUCUGCACUUAACAGGCAAUUCACAGAUUCUAUAGGAUAAGGACAAUCAGCUCUUGGGGUGGGGGAGUGGGUGGGCCUAAAGGAGCCAACACUUCAAGUUUCUAGGCUUGAGACUACAUUUAAAGCAAGCUCUUGCCAAGCCUACCAGAACAGGGAGGCGCUGUGUUCAAAGUCCACGCUGGAGCCUGACUGCUGGAUUGUCUGGGAGUCCCAGGUCUACAAGAAUUCAGGACGCAGAACAGAAUCACCCCAGCAGUGCUGAGGCAGGCAGCUCCCAUGACUGGUCACCUGCUUGAAAGUUCGCCCUUGCCCAAGGCUCCUGGUUCUUCCCUCCCUCACUUUCACACCCCGCCUCACCCUAAACUGGGGGCUAAAAUGGGUAUCCAUGCUAACUAUUUCCAGGGUAAGUGAAACCAGAAGUUUCAUUCUCUGUAAUCUGCUAUGAAGGAAAAUGACAAGUGAAAAAUAAAUGUGUACUACACUUUGAAAUAUUUUAACUAAAGCCUUUAUUCUAUACAACUGUGAAAUACAGAUUUUUACCCUUUUGGCAUUGCAGACUGUUUUCUGGAAACUAUUACUGGUUUGACUGGAAGGAAAAAGGUACAACCAUGCUGGGGCUGGGGUCAGAGAGCUACGACAGGAGGGCGCACAGCUGCCCGAGGCUCUGCGCGCAGGGCGAAGUUGCCCAACAGAGCCCGGUCCUGCAGCCCAAGGGCCCCUUGUGCAAACACAACCGAGGGCUGGUAAAUGAGCUAUUCUGGUUUUGUUUGUUUGUUUGUUUGCCAUUAAUUCACAACUAUUGCUAAAAAAUGUGCACCAAAAGUGCACUGUCGUAUCCAACAGAUAGAAAGGAUUUAAAAAAGAAGCCAGCUGCUUUCUGCACGAGGGAGAAAGACUCAUUGGAAAUGUGGCAUGUCUUUGCUCGCAUCUUCAAAGUGCCAGAGGCAAUGACUGGUCCACUUUCCAAAGGCAGCUGACCAGCAGUGAGGGAGCCCUGUCUACAGUUGUGCAGACGGAGUAUCUCAGAUAGAUCUGGACCCAGGCCCAUCAGCUGCUUCCAGCUGAACCUGCGAAGAUGUAGAAAAGAAAAACCUUCCCUACCCCCUCCCCAGUCCCUGCUGUUGUGGGGACAGGCCACACACAAGCUGGGGAGGCAACUGGACUGGAAUAAACUGCCCGCUGAAGGCACUUGUGCUUCUGGCUUCAUACAUGAGGCUUGUCUUAAGUGGUUUUAUGGGGGUGGACCACUGAUCUAUUCUGAAUACAAAUGACGUUGGGGAGAAUCCAAAGUUUUUUUUCUUCCACCAAAAGUUGAAGUAUUUAUCCCCAAUAACUUAUAGUCUGUACAAGAUCCAAAUGAUUCUAUGAAAGCUUUAGACUGCUCGAAGAGUAAAAGGAAAUCUGGAUAUAGGCACAGUAGCAACAGAAACCUGCAUAUAAAAUUGGAAAACCAAACGUGUACUUCCAGGAUAUGAGUAUCAAAUUAACUCACCAUAAUAUCCUUUUAUUCUGACACCAGGAAUUUUAAGUAGCUUCUAAAUGAAUUUAGAAAUGUCAUGGCAUUAAGUUUGGUGGUGUCAUGCUUCUCACCCAGAGUUAGAACCUGUGGUGUCAUCUGGCGCUGCCUGUGCUAACACUGGACACAGUGGAGGAAGGAGCGGAUGGGCGCGUGCCCCUGUGGCGGCGCCGUCCAGGGCACUAGGUGGGGGUGGGGAGUGUGCAGCAUCACUGGGUAUGGGCUGGGUAUACUCUGGCCUGGCGGGCCAAGUGUUAUGAUCCAGCACCUGAAAUUUCAACAGAUCUCUCUAUAAGAACACAUCUGAGAUGCAAUAUUAAAAACAAGCCCAAUGAUAAUCAUUUAUUGUGAAAUGGGCUGGCUCUUGAAUUGUGCAACGGCAAAUUCCUAUUAAAAAGAACUGUCUUAAAUGGUGAUAACGUUUUUUGUUUUUUAAUGACAAACUUGGAAAAGCCUUCAUAGGUACUGCACGAAUGGAAUGUAAUCUCUUAGAAAAGCUACAGAGCAUGUAGGUUUAAAGUUGAAACACAGUGACAGAUGGGCCCUACCGAUGUGUCUCUAACAACUGCUAACAAAGAUAAGGUCCUUUGAAACAAAGGGAGGAAGCAAAGUCUGUGCUGGCCUGUGGUCAGUUCUCUGUACAUCUCCCAAGACAGUCUGCUCGGGGUUCUUCUGCUCUUGCACCCUGCCUCCCAAGGGACAGCUUAAUCUACACAUGGAGACUGGUUUCUAUAUUACAUCUCAAUUAGUCACUGCAAUUGAAAGAGAAUCUCGGUCCAUACCAAAUCGGCCGUUAGAAGUCUUGCUCCCGUUGGGGCUCAGUGGGCUUCCUAGGACUACUCUUGGGGCCAUAGAGGAAGGUCAGUAAAUGAAUACCCAGGAGCGUUCGCCCACCCUUCACGUGGACUUCUGACGGUAAUGGAGGGUGAGGUCACCACCACUCUUCCAUAUGAAGUGUUUCACUGUUCGAAGGUCCAUAUUUGGAUCCAAAACCUGAAUAGCAAAAAAUAACAGAGAAUGUCAAGUCGCUAAUAUCUAAGACCUUUAUUGUUAAAUCGGGGACUGUCAUCAGGGGAUCCAGCUUGUUCUCUCCUCGCCCAUGCCCGGUGGCCUGCUCUUGCUGAUACCACGUCCAUGCAUGCAGGCAUGACCCGGGCACAGUGAGAUGUGCAGAAACACCAUCUUCAGCCAUUCCUCUGAAGAAACGCCUUGAGUGCAUCUUGACUUAAAACAGCUCCACCACUUCUCCACCCACCUCCACUUCCAAUCUUUAACACGGCAGAUGCUGCUCUGCAAAUCAAGACGAUCAUGUGUCUUUUUCUUGUCAGAACAAAGAGCCACCAGCAAGCACAUCCACAUUUGUCUGUGUGUGCAUUUAAAUCUGUGUCCCUUUCCCGAAAACCUCCCCAGGGUAAACAGAUGCUUUAGGGUUGGU